This is a messenger RNA of Camellia sinensis, 2438 nucleotides long. Lineage: Eukaryota; Viridiplantae; Streptophyta; Magnoliopsida; Ericales; Theaceae. The record is from RefSeq and is a predicted model, not a curated record.
AAUUUAUGUGGAUGUGUGAUCAUGAGCCAAAGAGCAUUGAAAGAAGGAAGGAGGGACGGUAGAGAGACACAGAGUCAAAAGAGAUCUAAAUCUGAGAUGAAGAAAGCAGAGCUUGUGUUCAUCCCAAGCCCAGCGAUCGGUCACCUUGUAUCAAUUGUAGAGUUCGCGAAGCGCCUUAUCGAUCGAGAUGAUCGAUUCUCCAUCACCAUCCUUGUCAUCAAAUUCAAAUCCUCCACCCGGCCAAACAUUGACUCCUACACCAACUCACUCUCCGCCUCCCAACCACUCAUCCGACUCAUUGAGCUCCCUCAACUCAAUCCACCCAAAUCACCUGAACUCGCCAAAACCCCUGCAAACUAUAUCACUCUUUACAUAGAAAGUUUCAAACCCCACAUCAAACACGUCCUCGGUAACCUCAUCGGGUCGACUCACUCUCACCCUAACUCGCCCCGACUCGUUGGGUUAGUCCUCGACUUCUUUUGCAUUUCCAUGAUUGACGUUGGCAAUGAACUCGGUCUUCCUUCUUAUCUAUUCUUGACCUCCGGUGCUGCGUUUCUUGGCCUCAUGCUAUACAUCCCAACUCGCCACGACCGGGUCAGCACCGAGUUCAGCGAAUCGGAUCCUGAGUUUUUGAUUUCGGGUUUUAUCAACCCAGUUCCUCCACGAGUUUUGCCCUCCGCAGUGUUCAACAAGGACGGUGGUUACGCUGCUUAUCUCAAGCUUGCAAAAGGGUUUAGGGACGCCAAGGGCAUUAUAGUAAAUACAUUACUGGAGUUGGAAUCCCAUGCUAUUAGCUCAUUUUGCGAUGAUCAAACCCCUCCUAUCUACACCGUAGGACCGGUGAUUGAUGCGAAGGGUGAGGCCCAGAACAAGCUAGGUUCCCCAGGGUCCCACAGUAAGAACAACAACAUAAUGAAAUGGCUUGAUGAUCAAGAUCCAUCGUCGGUGGUGUUCCUGUGCUUCGGGAGCAUGGGGACAUUCGGUGCGCCCCAACUCAGAGAGAUAGCUCAAGCGCUGGAGCGCAGCGGGCAUGGGUUCUUGUGGUCCAUUCGUCUACCACCAACAACAACACCACAAGGAAAAGCUGGGACUCCGGAGGAGGAGAUGUUGCCAGAUGGGUUCAUCGAACGGACCAGAGGGAAGGGGAUGGUGUGUGGGUGGGCCUCACAGGCGGAGGUACUGGCCCACAAAGCGAUCGGAGCGUUCGUGUCGCACUGCGGUUGGAACUCGAUCAUGGAGAGCUUGUGGAACGGUGUGCCUUUGGUGACGUGGCCAAUGUACGGUGAACAACAGCUCAACGCGUUCACGAUGGUGAGGGAGUUGGGAGUGGCGGUGGAGAUGAGGUUGGGCUAUCGCGGCGGUGGAUUUGGCGGUGACGGUGGUGACCUUGUGAUGGCCGAUGAGAUAGAAAGAGCGGUGAGGAGUGUGAUGGUAAGUGACAGUGAUGUGAGAGAGAAGGUGAAAGAGAUUGGAGAGAAGAGCAAGAAGGCGUUGGUGGAGGGUGGAUCUUCAUUCAACAUGAUCGGAAGGCUGAUGGAGGAUAUGUUAGUGAAUGUUUUCUUGUGGUCCAUUCGUCUACCACCAACAACAACACCACAAGGAAAAGCUGGGACUCCGGAGGAGGAGAUGUUGCCAGAUGGGUUCAUCGAACGGACCAGAGGGAAGGGGAUGGUGUGUGGGUGGGCCUCACAGGCGGAGGUACUGGCCCACAAAGCGAUCGGAGCGUUCGUGUCGCACUGCGGUUGGAACUCGAUCAUGGAGAGCUUGUGGAACGGUGUGCCUUUGGUGACGUGGCCAAUGUACGGUGAACAACAGCUCAACGCGUUCACGAUGGUGAGGGAGUUGGGAGUGGCGGUGGAGAUGAGGUUGGGCUAUCGCGGCGGUGGAUUUGGCGGUGACGGUGGUGACCUUGUGAUGGCCGAUGAGAUAGAAAGAGCGGUGAGGAGUGUGAUGGUAAGUGACAGUGAUGUGAGAGAGAAGGUGAAAGAGAUUGGAGAGAAGAGCAAGAAGGCGUUGGUGGAGGGUGGAUCUUCAUUCAACAUGAUCGGAAAGCUGAUGGAGGAUAUGUUACUCAAUGUUUGAUUGCCACGCGGCAGAGCAUUUGCCAAUUUCACAAUAAAGUAAAGGUAAUUAAUUUCUCAAUGUUUGUAACGGAAAAGUUGUUUGUUGGUAUUGAAAAUCGUCACGGAGUGUACUGUGUAGAAUGAUUAAAAAAAUAUAAAAAGAGUAAUGCUAUAAAUUUUAAAUAAUUUAUUAAAUAUUUUAUUAAAUUUUUUACAUGUGUAACGUUACACACAAAUUUACAUGUGUGUAACUUUCACAAAAUUUGAUAAAAUAUUUUGUAAAUUAUUUAGAAUAUCUAACAUUAUUCAUAUAAAAAAAUAUGAUAAAGUGUAAUUGAUGUGUAAUAUGAUAAUGCUGCACUUUAAACCAACCAA